UUGAGAAGGAUAUAUUUGCCAGAGUGUGUGUGCGUGUGUGUGUGGGUGUGUGUGAGUUCACAGAACGCUGAGUACAUGUUUGCUCAGUAAGCUCUGGCUCAACCUGUCUGAUAGGUGUGGGCUGGCUGGCACUGACUUGCACAGGUAUGAGGAGAAAUCCAGCACAGUCCUGAGAGAGGAAGGGAACUGCAGCACUUCUGUGACGAGAACUCUUCAUUUCUCACUAAAAUAAGGAGGGAAAGUCAACACACACACAAACACCUGUACUGUACAAAGGAGAGAGGAAAAGGAAACCCUGGGAACCAGGAAAGGCUGCUUUGGACGGAGAAAGACAGAGAGGAGAAGACUUCAGAAUGUGAAAUAACCCAGAGGAGAUUCUUCUACUGCGGUUCGACCAAUGGGUCUGGGAUUCUAAUGUGGCAUUUCAGGCUCUGGGACGUACAAGAUGUUGCUGUGUUUCUCAGCAUCACAUUAUAUAUGUGCCACCUAGUUGGAGCCAUCUCCAUCCAUUCUCCCCAGAGGAGCCUGACCAGGUCAGUCCAAGAUGAUGUGUUUUUCUCAGUGGAUGUUACCUGCAUUGGGAUCCCCACCAUACAAUGGAACUUUAUGUCUGGAGCGGUGAGCCGCACCAUAGGGACUUGGCAGCCGGGGUCAUACACCAACAUAACGGUGGAUUACAGCAGCAGAGUGCAGUCCUUCGACAACGGCUCAAUGGGCCUGUCAGACCUGCGGCUGCAAGACGGCGGAUACUACGUGGUCACUGUCACAGAAGCAACAGGAAGCAGCAAGGACGCCGGCUUUGUCCUGAAAGUGAACGAGGUGCUGUAUGAGGACCUCCAGUACCUGUCUGUCUCAGCCUUAGCACUGGCCUGUAUAGCUGGCCUUCUCAUGCUGGCCAUGUGGCUACUAGACAAGGCGUACAGGAAGAUAGCGGCAUGGAGACGCAGGAAACAGAUGCCAGAAAAUGAUGCAACAGAGCUGCAGCCGCUUUGAUGGACUUCUCGCUGUCGCUCAGGAACACACACCAAAGAGUUCAUCAAACAUACUUUUGUAGAUAAGAUAACCAAGUCCUUUCUUUUUUUAGUUCAACACGUUACAGCCAGGAAGACAGGCUUGUCAACUAUGAAACACUGUGUACUAAGAUGUUUACAUUUGUAUUGAAUACACACGCAUGUACAGCUGAUGACACCAGAUUGAAUGUAAAUAUAUCACUCAUGAAAACAAUACAAACUGUAUUUAUUGUCUAA
Molecule: messenger RNA, 1247 nt
Organism: Sebastes umbrosus (honeycomb rockfish)
Lineage: Eukaryota; Metazoa; Chordata; Actinopteri; Perciformes; Sebastidae
Product: V-set and transmembrane domain-containing protein 5
Exons: 4
Coding region: 415-993 (192 amino acids)
Biological process (GO): positive regulation of excitatory synapse assembly; filopodium assembly
Cellular component (GO): axon; plasma membrane; dendrite
Source: RefSeq, a predicted model, not a curated record